Messenger RNA from Phaeodactylum tricornutum CCAP 1055/1, 1637 nucleotides. RefSeq names its product divalent cation transporter. NCBI's taxonomy places the organism in Eukaryota, Bacillariophyta, Bacillariophyceae, Surirellales, Neidiaceae. Gene Ontology annotation, biological process: monoatomic cation transport. The coding region runs from base 46 to 1545 and encodes 499 amino acids. The record is from RefSeq and is a predicted model, not a curated record. Gene Ontology annotation, molecular function: monoatomic cation transmembrane transporter activity. The transcript has 4 exons.
ACGGGGAGGGUCACUACCGUCGUUAACGUUGUUGUUCAUCUCGUCAUGUACUCUCCCUUGUGGCACACUUCCACAACUACUACUACCACCACUACCGAGGACGAGAAUACCAAUAUCCCUCCACACUCAUCCACCCUUGACUCGACGAUUGAACUCGCGUCUACCGCAUCGGAUUCGCAUCCGAGGCGUUCCCCACUCACGUUGCCUUUGGAUUCUUCGACAUCUCCCGUGUCGCCUCUGCACCGAUCGACUACUCAGUCGUUGGAAAGUUGCGCGACGUCGAUUGCGUCGGACGAACUCGUGUCGGACGAGUGCCUCGUCUCCAUGACCCGUUACCCGGUAAGGUCGUCGUCGUCAUCGGCCUUGGCGGCGGAAAACAAUCGUCUCCGCAAGCACCUGACGGAACUCCAAACGGAACUCCGUCGACUGCAAACCACAACCAGGACGACGACGACGAAAACCACCGCAUCCUCCACUCAUCACACCAUAGCACCAGUACCGCAAGCCACACGGAAGCGGAGUUCCUCGUUGCGAGAGCUGGCGACGCGGCGGAUCCCGUCCUUGCCCAAAUCGUGGACCGGCUUGGUCCGACACACCAAUCCGGCACCCGUCUCUACUAGUAACGGACACGUCAAACGACAACAAUCCUUAGCGGGGUACAAGGGGGAUCAGCAAUCGACCGUGGAACCGAGACUCGAUCUAGAAGCACACGAAUCGGCCGGUGGGUUGCAUCAUCGAGACGCGCGUGGCCCGGACAACCGAUCGGACACCCACACCACGCUCGGGACAAACACAAGCACCAACACCACAAGCACCAACGCCACUACUAGUAGUACAGCGGACCAUGACGAUGAAGAAGUGGCCAUUCUCGUAGUACUACCGGAACAGCAUAACGACAAUGAGGAAGAACAGAGUCUCGUCAAGGAUCCUACAACUUCGCUAUCUACCGACGGACUCGUGCGGGAGAAUCGCUACGAGACGACGGGAGACUCUUAUUUUGCGCAAAUCAAAGACCGAGCCGGAUGGUUAGUGGGAUUACUUUGUCUACAAAGCAUGUCUUCCUUUAUCAUUUCGCGCAACGAAACAUUGUUGCAGGAGCAUAUUGUCAUUGUCCAAUUCCUCACCAUGUUGGUGGGGGCCGGAGGCAACGCGGGCAAUCAAGCCAGUGUCCGAGUCAUUCGCGGUUUGGCGGUGGGAUCCGUCAACGAUAGUAACGUCAAGGAGUACUUAAGGGGGGAGCUGUGGGUCGCCGUCACGCUCAUGAGCAUUCUGGGAUUGGCGGGAUGCGUGCGGGCCGCCAUCUUUUUGGUACCCGUUGCCGAAACCAUUGCCAUUACCACCAGUUUGUGCGUCAUUGUCAUGAUUAGCAUCAUUCUGGGAGCCUUGCUGCCUUUGGGAAUGAACAGCUUGCGGAUAGAUCCAGCCCACAGCUCGACCACCAUUCAAGUCAUUAUGGAUAUUCUGGGUGUGACAAUCACAUGCCACGUUAGCGCUGCUAUUUUGGAUUCGCGUUUCCACGCGUGGUUGACACAAGACGAUUUGUAACAUACUGUACAUACACGAUAGACUACUGUACGACUGGCGGUGGAAACCACCACCACCGGCUUGUUUCUAACUAGGAUGGAACGUUACUAGUC